Messenger RNA from Pochonia chlamydosporia 170, 1353 nucleotides. Its product is annotated as wlm domain-containing protein. The record is from RefSeq and is a predicted model, not a curated record. Bases 1 to 1353 code for a protein of 450 amino acids. The transcript is spliced from 2 exons. Lineage: Eukaryota; Fungi; Ascomycota; Sordariomycetes; Hypocreales; Clavicipitaceae.
AUGCCCAUUGGCAUCCAGCGACUCAAUGCCAAAAAGUCGCAACCAAAUCCCAACAUCGUCUUUAUCAAACCAUUACCCGGCCCCAAUGAGAAAACAGCACAAGGGUUCCUCGAAAGAAUUGCCGCACAAUGCCUGCCUGUCAUGCGCAAGCACCACCUAUCCAUCAUGACACUAGAAGAAUACGAACCAAACCGUGAGUUCGUGGGCCGCAACUUCAACGCCGGCGAAGUGAUCCAACUUGUACUUCGGUCCCCCUCAACAGGUCGCUGGCUCCCAUUCGAAUACGUCCAAAUGGUCAUGAUGCACGAACUAGCGCACUGCAAGCAAAUGAACCACUCUCGGGCCUUCUGGGCAGUGCGAAACCAGUACGCCACGCAAAUGUACGAACUGUUUAGGCAGGGAUACACGGGUGAAGGAAUCUGGGGCCGCGGUGCGAGUCUAGUUACAGGCGAGUGGGAGCGGAACCAAGUAACGGCAGAUGAGGUUCUUCCGGAGCAUCUAUGCGGCGGGACGUAUCGCUCCAGACGGAGGAAGAGAAAGGCAAAGCCGGCCUUGACCUAUCAGGAGCGCAAGGAGAGGCGGAUUUUGAAGAAAUUCGGGAAGAAUGGUGUGGCGCUCGGGGCGGAUGAUGAGGAAAAGGUCAAGUUGGAGAAGGGGAAGAGGGUGCAGGCUAAGCCGAGGGUGGCGGGUAGCGCGCGUGGGCGAGAGCUGCGAGCUGCGGCUGCGCUGGCGAGGUUUGAGAAACAAAAGGUGGAGGAAGAAGAUGUAGUUAAGGAUGAGGACGAGACGCAGUCUGGGAGCGAGAGCGAGUAUGAGGAUGUUGCGGAGGAGGCUGCUGCUGUUGAUGUCGAUGGCUCAACUAUGAGGGACAGCAAGGGGAGAGGAAUGGUUCGAGUAUGUGAGGAUGAGGACACGAACGAUCUUGAAGCGAGGAACGAACUUUCGCAGUUGGAAGACAUGUUUAGACGGGUAAAGAGGGAAGAUCCUGCGCCGAGCACACAAACAGUUCGGGUCAAAGCAGAGCCGGGCACUCAAGAAACGUCAUUAUCAUCGGUCACAGCGAAAAGAGAGCCCCUGGAUACACCACUCGAUGACAUACCAGCUGCACAACCCGUCGAAGCAUCUAGCAGAUCCAAGUCAGCAAUCGAGCGUUCACAGAGCACAACCCCCUGCUCAAUGUGCUCCUUUGCAAAUACCUCAUCAGCAGUAACGUGUGCCAUGUGCGCAAACGUUCUCGAUCCAACGAACACACCAAAUUCCUGGCGCUGCUCAAGCACAACGUGUGCGGAGAGCCAGUACGUCAACGCUGGUGACUGUGGAGUGUGUGGCCUCUGCGGACAGAGACGAGUGUGA